This is a messenger RNA of Castor canadensis (American beaver), 950 nucleotides long. The record is from RefSeq and is a predicted model, not a curated record. NCBI's taxonomy places the organism in Eukaryota, Metazoa, Chordata, Mammalia, Rodentia, Castoridae.
GGGAUGCAGCAGGGGAACGGAAGGAAGAACUCAGAGCUCACUCAUCAAGCCCACCUCUGUCCCCUCAGCUCAUCACUCUGAGGACAAACCCAGAUGCAGCCACUCAGAACAGGCGAUUCCAGUUCACCCAGAACCAGAAGAAAGAAGACUCAAAAACAUCCACAUCUGUCACCAGUGUGAACCAGGCGAGCACGUCACGCCUGGAAGGCCUGCAGUCGGAGAACCACCGCCUGAGGAUGAAGAUCACAGAGCUGGAUAAAGACUUGGAGGAAGUCACCAUGCAGCUGCAGGACACACCAGAAAAGACCACCUACAUCAAACAGAACCACUACCAGGAGCUCAACGACAUCCUCAACCUGGGGAACUUCACAGAGAGCACAGAUGGAGGAAAGGCCAUUUUAAAAAAUCACCUCGAUCAAAAUCCCCAGCUACAGUGGAACACGACAGAACCCUCACGAACAUGCAAAGACCCCAUAGAAGAUAUAAACUCCCCAGAACACAUCCAGCGCAGGCUGUCCCUCCAGCUCCCUAUCCUCCACCACGCCUACCUCCCAUCCAUCGGAGGCGUGGACGCCAGCUGUGUCAGCCCCUGCGUCAGCCCCACCGCCAGUCCCCGCCACAGACACGUGCCACCUUCCUUCCGAGUCAUGGUCUCAGGCCUGUAAAGGUGGGAGGCCUGGGGUUGGGGCCUCCCCAGUGACAGCACCAUGCUGGGCACAGGUGUCUGCUACAGGCACACUGUUGGCUCUGGCCACAGAGAAGCUGGGUGCCUUGGCUGCCUCUCGGGACUACUCAGAUGUCACUCAGGUGGACAGGAUGGGGGACUUGGCACCUGACCUCGAGCCUUAUUUGUGAAGUUCUUAUUCUUUCACAAAGAAGAGGAAUGGAAGUGACUUCUUCCUUAAUGUCUGCAACUAAGGAGGAGCUGGGAUAUUUGAAACUUGCAAAAA